Messenger RNA from Rhizophagus irregularis DAOM 181602=DAOM 197198, 780 nucleotides. The record is from RefSeq and is a predicted model, not a curated record. Lineage: Eukaryota; Fungi; Glomeromycota; Glomeromycetes; Glomerales; Glomeraceae.
AUGUAUAUAGUAUUUCGUGUUGAUAGUGUUGACGAAGUAGUAAUAUUACGUGUUGAAAAACGUGAUGCUAAUAUUAACGAUCGUGAUGCCGGUGUUGAAGAAGCAAUAUUUGAAGGUGUUGGUGUUGAAGAAGCAAUAUUUUGUGGUGUUGGUGUUGAUGAAGUGGCAAUAUUUGGAGGUGUUAGUGUUGAAGAAGCAAUAUUUGGAGGUGUUAGUGUUGACGAAGUGGCAAUAUUUUGUGAUGCUGAUGUUGACGAUUGUGAUGCUGGUGUUGAAGAAGCAAUAUUUGGAGGUGUUGGUGUUGACAAAGUAGCAAUAUUUUGUGAUGCUGAUGUUGAUGAUCGUGAUGCUGGUGUUGAAGAAGCAAUAUUUGGAGGUGUUGAUGUUGACGAAGUGGCAAUAUUUCGUGAUGCUGAUAUUGACGAUCGUGAUGCUGGUAUUGAAGAAGCAAUAUUUGAAGGUGUUAGUGUUGACGAAGUGGCAAUAUUUCGUGAUGCUGAUAUUGACGAUCGUGAUGCCGGUGUUAAAGAAGUAAUAUUUGGAGGUGUUGGUGUUGACGAAGUGGUAAUACUUGGAGGUGUUGGUGUUGAAGAAGCAAUAUUUUGUGGUGCUGGUGUUGACGACUCAGCAAUAUUUGGUGGAAAAGUAUUUGGUUUCGAUGGUUUCUUACGAGUCAUUAUUGGUUUUUUUUUUCAAAAAAAAAGAAAGAUAUUUUUUGUACGGACGAAGAAAUUGGUCCACCUUUUAUAUCUAUUUUUUACUAUCAAAUUAGACUUUUAA